GGGACCUGUAGUUUCUCUAAAGACGGGAGCUUGUGCCACAGCAGUUCUGAGGCGGUUCUCCAGAGGAAAACUGAGCUAAGAAGACGUCCUCUGAGGAGAAACAAUCAGCAAGCUACAGUCACGAAGCUUCGAAAUACAAUCAUAACUCGCUUCAUGAAGGGGCUAUGUUGAGAAAUAUGUAGAGUAGUAAUUAACUUGUUGACGAACUUCAUAUCACACAAGAAAAGACGCUACAAUGUCCUAGGCGAUAUACUCUUCUCGGACCAUUGAUUUUAUGUCCUUUUUUGGAAAAAAAAAAAAAGUUUCCUUAUACGGUUCAUGACUAUUUGUUUACGAAGUCUUUGCUAGACAGUUCUGGAUGCAUCAUCUAUAUUUCAGCUGCCACUUAGGGAGAUCUCCCUGUCUUCAGUGUCAUCCAGUCAAAAUCCCGGAGGAUACACUUAUAGUUAGACGAAUUGUGCUUGUAACCACCAGGAAUAGCAAAGCAUUACUUCAAAAGAAUGCUCAGUUUGGACUUCUCAGGCGACUGAAGGGAGGGUUCAAGUAAGCAGAUGCUAUCAGAAGGAUCCCAAAGGCAGACAACAGAGUCAGAGACAGCCCCUGCUUCCAGUCCUACAUGAAGACCAAGCUACACCACUGCAACAUAUGUGCAGAGGCCCUAGGCUUCUCAGGAUGGAUGUCACCCGCCUACUCCUGGCCACCCUAGUGGGCUUCCUGUGCUUCUUCACCAUUUAUAGCCACCUGGUACUCGAGGAGAACCUUGGAGAUGACAAGAGUCUGAAGAGCAACUCCUCCACGAACUCACUGGAUUGCUCCUCUGUUUCUAUCGUGGCGCUGAACAAGAAAUCCAAGAAGAUCAGCAGAAAAGAAGCCGAGAAGCAGAAGAGAGCUUCCAAGAAAAAGGCUUCCAAGAAGAAGGCGGCACGCCCCCCGCCACCCACGCCCUGCGUGGCCACCCGCGGCAGCUGCAAGCCGCCGGCACCCGCCUGCUGCGACCCGUGCGCCUCCUGCCAGUGCCGCUUCUUCGGCAGCGCCUGCGUGUGCCGAGUCCUCAACCCCAACUGCUGACGCCGCUCCGACGCUGCGCGCGCAGCUUCUCGACGGGUGACUGGGCGGGGCUUCAGGGUCAGGGGCGCUUCUGGGCUGGGGGCGGGGCCUCUGCGGGUGGAGCUUACGGGUGGGCGCGGCCGGUAGUUGUGGCUUGGGUCCGCUUUCGCCAAACUGCGGGCUUUCGGGGAAACCCAG
This is a messenger RNA of Psammomys obesus (fat sand rat), 1245 nucleotides long. RefSeq names its product agouti signaling protein (gene Asip). Gene Ontology annotation, molecular function: neuropeptide hormone activity; melanocortin receptor binding. Gene Ontology annotation, biological process: positive regulation of melanin biosynthetic process; melanosome organization; hormone-mediated signaling pathway. NCBI's taxonomy places the organism in Eukaryota, Metazoa, Chordata, Mammalia, Rodentia, Muridae. Bases 646 to 1068 code for a protein of 140 amino acids. Gene Ontology annotation, cellular component: extracellular region. The transcript has 6 exons. The record is from RefSeq and is a predicted model, not a curated record.